This is a messenger RNA of Penicillium malachiteum, 1095 nucleotides long. RefSeq names its product zinc-binding alcohol dehydrogenase family protein. NCBI's taxonomy places the organism in Eukaryota, Fungi, Ascomycota, Eurotiomycetes, Eurotiales, Aspergillaceae. The transcript is spliced from 2 exons. Bases 1 to 1095 code for a protein of 364 amino acids. Gene Ontology annotation, molecular function: oxidoreductase activity, acting on NAD(P)H. The record is from RefSeq and is a predicted model, not a curated record.
AUGGAUACUACUGCCUACCCUAUUCCAAGCUCCCAAACCGCAAUCAUCCAGCAUGAAGCAGGUGUUCUAAAAAUUACUCCUGAAAUGCCAAUUCCAAAGCUCAGCCCUCAUCAGAUGCUUGUCAAAACAAUUGCAGUCGCCCUGAAUCCCUGUGACCACAAAAUGCCCCUUAGGUUCCCAACUCCGGGACUGUGGAAUGGCUGUGACUUUUCAGGCACAGUCGUUGCACUGGGAAGUGAGGUAGCCAAACAAGGUCGAUUCCAUCUCGGGAAUCGAGUCUUUGGCGCUGUUCAAGGAUCUAAUCAAGCUGAUCCUGAAUCUGGGGCUUACUGUGAAUAUGUCCGUGCUGAGCCAGACUUCACUUUUCAUAUUCCGGAUGAUAUGUCCUUUACCUCUGCUGCAGCCAUAUCAGGCACAGGCAUCGCAACCCUGGGAGUCGCGUUGUACUGGUCCCUUCAACUCCAGGGAUCGAUGUGUUCACCAGCCACCAACCCAGAGUAUGUGUUAGUCUAUGGUGGAAGUAGUACAACUGGUUUGCUAGCAAUCCAAAUGGUGAAGCUGUCUGGCUACAGGGUCAUCACGACAUGCUCUGAGCGAAACUUUGACUUGGUCAAAUCGUACGGAGCAGACCUUGUCUUCGACUACAACUCACCCACCUGCGCGCAAGACAUCAGGGCAGCGGCCAAGAACACACUUCGGUAUAUCCUAGAUCCCUUUGCAGAAGCAAGAACGGUGCGUUUAUGCCAGGAAGCAAUGGGUCGGACAGGAGGCCGCUACUGUGCCCUUGAACAAUACCAGGAGGGUCUUUGUACACGUAAGGCCAUCAAACACGAGCUGGUUAUGGGUGGUGCUAUCUCUGGUAGGGGUGUUGAACUUCCUGAACCUUAUGGAAUUCCACCCCGACCGGAAAUUGGAGAGUGGGCUCGACUUUGGUACCAAACUCUCCAGGAAUUGAUCUCCGCUGGUAAGAUCAAGCCGGCACCUGUGGAGAUUAUCGCUGGGCGCUUUGAGGGUAUUAUGACCGGACUGGAAAGACUUAGAAAAGGAGAGGUCUCUGGAAAGAAGUUGAUUGUGCCCAUGGGAGAGGUUGAUUAG